UUUCACCAUGGAAAGUCUUCAUCAUAGAUGGCAGUUGCUCCUUGUGGCGGUACUUUUCUGUCUGUGUAAUGUGGAAUCUAAACACAGCCAAGUGGAACGCAUUAUCAAUGGUGAAAAUGCAAGACCCAAACAAUUUCCUUAUCAAGUCUUUUAUGAUAUUGAAAUAAAUAAACACUGGAUAACGAUGUGUGGUGGAACUAUAAUCGGUAAGAGGACGAUUCUGACAGCCGCUCAUUGCUUGGAUGGGAGAUUUGGCGAUUUCGAAAGGAUAAAAAUUUACUUUGGAGCCGUGGAUAAAAGUAAAAGCACAGAAACUGGACAACAAAUUGUGAUCGUGGAAGCUGGCAGCUAUGUGAUUCAUGAAGACUGGAAUUUGGGCAAAAUGAGCAACGACAUUGCUUUAAUUAAACUACCAACUGAUCUGGAGUUCAACCAGUAUAUUCAACCAGCUAAAUUGCCAGAACCCAAUAGCCUUCAUGCAGACACAAAUGCUAUUGUCUCCGGUUGGGGCAAAGUAAAUGGUGGUUUUUUUCCUUCGCAUUUGCAAUAUAUGAACGUUUUAACUUUAUCAAAUAAGGAUUGUGAGUCCUUAAAAGAUUCAAAUAAAAAGUUUUAUUCACAUUGGCUAUGCACCGUAUCUAAUGUGAGUGGUGCAUGUUUUGGAGACUCUGGUAGUCCAUUAGCAGAAAGAAACCCUGAUGGCUCUAGCACUGUGAUUGGUAUCGCAUCGUUUGUAUCAUCAACUAGCUGCCCUGUUAAUUCCCUGAAUUUCUUUACUCGAGUUUCAUAUUUCCUCACCUGGAUUGCCCAAAAUACUAAUGAGUGAUAAAAAAACUUGACAAUAUUGAAUGUCUGAUAAAAUUGUAUACAAAAUAAAAGUGAGCAUAACCGUGAA
This is a messenger RNA of Drosophila mojavensis, 895 nucleotides long. Its product is annotated as chymotrypsin-2. The transcript is spliced from 4 exons. Gene Ontology annotation, molecular function: serine-type endopeptidase activity. NCBI's taxonomy places the organism in Eukaryota, Metazoa, Arthropoda, Insecta, Diptera, Drosophilidae. Gene Ontology annotation, biological process: proteolysis. Bases 8 to 826 code for a protein of 272 amino acids. The record is from RefSeq and is a predicted model, not a curated record.